AUGAAGAAAGAGGAAUCCCAGCGGCUUUCAGCCAAGCACAACCAGAUAAGUAGACAGUUGAUGCUAUCUGACACAAACGUCUAAAAAUGGACCUUAAAAUAGGAUCAAUCAAUGUUAGAGGUUUGGGAGACUUCGUCAAGUGGCGAGAAGUCUUUAACUGAUUUGAGAAAAAGAAAAUUCAGUAUAUUUUAGUCAAGAAAUGCACUGUACAGAAAACAAUAAGAAUGAUUGCCUUUCCGAAUAGGGCUAUCAAGCUUUGUUCAGCUGCUGCACCAGUAGAAAGGGAGGUGUUGCCAUACUUUUUAAUAAUAACUUCAUUUUUCAAAUUUCUGAACCAUAUUCCAAUCCUGAGGGACGUUUUAUAAUCUGUGAUUUGACUGUAAACAGGAAACAAUUAACGCUGACAAACAUUAACAGUCCAAACAACGAUUCAAAUUUCUUCACCGCGGUUUUUAGUCAUUUGGCUGAUUUCAAGUGCGACAAGAUCAUAAUCGCUGGCAGUUUCAAUUUAGUUUUAGAUGUCAAAAAUGAUAAAAAGGAUUAAUCUCAGCAGUUAUUUGUCUAUGAAGACAAAACACCAAAACCCAAUCUAAGUAUGAAAAUCGCUUUUCAAAAUUUCUUAUGAGUCAAAAGCCAUCUAAAUUUAUAUACCAAGAAAUUGGGUCGAAAAAACUGUGAAAGGGCAAUUUCAUGUCAAGGAAAGUGGCGCAAAGACAUCAACCUUCCAACAAAGGAAAUUAUUAAUUGGAAAGUCGCUUAUCAAACAUCCUUUAAAUGUACAAAGAGCAGUAAACUUAUCACUUUCAACUUCAAAUUGUUACAUCGCCUGUUACCAACUCUUUCUUAAAAAAAAGUCGAACUUAGAGAGGAUGAUAAGUGCACUUUUUGUCAUAAGGAAGUGGAAAACUUGAUGCACUUAUUUUGGAGAUGGGAAAAAAACAAAAAACGUUUGGGAUAGUCUUUUUAAGUGGAUGCAGUCUUGCCAACUUCCUUUGGGUGAACUUAAUUACUUACUCGUAAAAGCAGCUUUGGGUCUGAGGCCAGAUAGAUCUAAAAACAAACUCCAUAUCAAUUUUUGUUGCGUAAUUGCCAAGCACUAUAUCUGGCUUUGUCUCUUAAAAGAAUAUCCUCCCAAUUUAAACAACUUUUUGCUUUAUUUGAAACACAUUUAUCAACUAGAAAACAAUGCCUUUACUGUCAAAAAUAAAUGGGAGCCCUUGCUGCCUUAUAUAAGCCUUUUGAUCCGAGUCUCCAAAACUUAAUUAAAUAUACAUAUCUUCUCUACAUCUUUUUUUGUAUUGUUUUGACUGUGCCCUUUUACCCAAGGAAAAAAAAGGAAACGAAAGAGCAGGGAGUGAAAAAGGAAAAAUCAGAAAAGAUGUAUUAACCUCGCUAUUUGCUGUGAGCCUGUUGCUCUCCUCUCAAUUGAUUUUUUUUUUUCAUUUGUCACUUUCUACUUGUAUGUCAUUUGUUGUUGUUGUUGUUAAAAUAAAUAAAAAUUUAAAAAAAAACUGCCUUGUAUCCAGGCAUCUCUCUCAAUGAAAAGGCGGGAAGGGGAAACAGGCGAGAAGUCUGGCAGAUCUCUUAUGGGGGGAAGAGUAAUGGACCACAAGUACAAAAUCUUAAGAAAUGAAUUUAAACGGUUCACAUUGCACAGUUGGAGAAUAAAAUUACUUGUCCACACCCUAUGUGUGAGAAGGCCGUUUUCUUCCAAAGAACUGGCCUCUAGCAACAUUACAGGCUUCAUCACCCAGGCGUGACUUUCCUACCGAUAAUUGAUAAUUGCACGCCAGAGAGGCAAGAAACAUCUUAAGCUCUUCGAAAAGCAGUCAGGAGAAGAAGUAUUUACAUGAGUUUUGAAUUUUGAAGCUUAAUUAAUGUCUACCCUAUUAAUUAUGUUAGGGUUCGAGUGAUGAAACUAUCUUUGCUAUCGAGAUGGCAGACGAGUUGUGGCAAAACGACCAAAUCAGGCUACCAACAUGUUUGCCAGGUAUUUGUGACAUACUGGCCGAUUCACAGAAUACUUGACAGGCAACAAACCAGUUUUAACAAAACUUUCCACCUCGAACUUACUGGUGAAAUUCAAAGCUUGGAAUGGCUGCAAAGAAUUUCAGGACACGAAAUCCAAGGGCACCGUUGCAAAUCAGGGCCAUGUUUUGUAGGAAAGAUAACACUUUUAGAUUAUUAUUGACAUAUUAGAUUCAUCAUAAAUUGAGAGAUGUUCCAAAAAAGUAAUGUGUUUUCAGAUUUCUGAAUCGAAUGGUUUCUCAAAAAGCAAAUCAGUCCACAAAUUUGUACCGAAGUAAUUAAUCUAGUGAAAUUAUUAUACUUUUUUAACAAAAUAUCCUAGUAUUACAACGAUACCUUUUGAUCUAGUCUUGUGAAAUCCUCUGUGACUGUACCUUGCUAACAUAAUAAAUAUUGGAACCUACCAUAAUCAAUAGUAGGCAUUCAUUAAGUCUCAAAAACAUUUACUGUAAUGAACUUUAUCGUAAAACAUACUGCCUGUCCAAAGUGGGUCUCAAAAAGGCUAGAAAAUGUUUCUUACCUCCAUGGUACGCGACUAAUUCAUAAACAAGGCAGCUGCUUCUUUGAUUUUUGGUAAGGCGAUCACUUCUGGAUGACUGCAUUGUAAGCAGUAAGUUGCUCCAGUCCACUUUUUGUGGAUGAACAGGGUCUAAAAAUACUGCAAAUGUAUUCUUUUCCUCACAUUUCACAGAAUGAUCUACUCUAAACCCCUUCCAUUUUGAGAUGUUACCUGGUACAUUGUGGACCAAUUUUGUGUAGUGAUUUAAAACUCACCUUGUUUGUCUUAAAAUAAAUUAGUGAUAGCUUUGCUUUAAAAGUGUUAGACAAUGUUGUUACCUCUAUGGAGGAGGAGGCUGAAGUGAUCAAUGAGACACCACUACAACAUAGCCAGACAGGUGAUGUGGCCAUAGGCAGUUUAAAACAGUGUUUGGAUAUCAUACAUUCCAUGGCUGGGAAAUAGACACCGUCAAUGCCAUUUUAAGUAAAAACUACUGCGUUGUACUAAUGCCAACUGGUGGUGAAAAGACUGUGUGUUACACAGUGCUGAGGUUCAUUCCUCCUGGAGUCACCAUUGCUGUCACUCCUCUGAUUGCCCUUAUAGUUGAUCAGUGCAACGCUUGCAUAGGGUUGGACUUAAUGUGUUAUCUUCUUUCAAGUAUGGAGGAUAAGGGGAAAAUGGUUGUUUGACACUACCUAACUAUGCCUAACCCAUCAAACAAGUUCCUCUUCACCACUCCUAAAACUAUUACAACUUCAAAUGACAAAUGUUUGAUGCAAAUUAUGACUGCGAAUAACACGCUUGCCCAAUUUUUUAUAGACAAGGCCCACUGUAUUGACUGCUGGGGGUUUAAUUUCUGUCCCAGUUACUCCAGCCUAGGGUCACUAAAGGAUUAUGGUGUACCUAUAGUGGUCCUGAGCACUAGAUAUGUUAUGGAAAUAUAUCAGAAUGUCGUAAAAUACUGUUUGGAAGUAAGAUUUCGAAGGAAUUGUCAAUGUUUUAGCCAAUUUUUUAACAGAUUUUGCGCAAGAUAAUAGGACAUUUAAAGAUGGCGUAUUCUAUCACACGAAGAACUGUUAGCUGAAGAUUUGAGAGAAAAUGACGAAGAAUAUGGCAGUUUCGACAACUCCGAAUCGGACGAAGGGGAAGAAGAUGAGAUGAUGUGCAGUAGUCCACUCAAGUCUCCUUGGCAUACAACUAAUAGCGGGAGUUUUGCUUUUCCGCCAUUGCAUCCAUCAAGUCGUUUGCAUGUGUUUUAUGGUUCGCCUUUGCUGCCAUAUAAACUAUUCACUUAGGCCUUUAAAUUUCCAAUACCUUAUUAUAUUUGAAUGUCCUCCACUAAACUAUAAUUUCAAAACAGUAUAUUUGUCUGCAAGUUGUCUGAAAUAUUCGUUGUUCUCUGUUGAGUUUUUUGUCAAAAAUGAAUGAGCCUUUUGAUAGCGUGUGCAAACAUAGUAUUGAUUGUAAUUGCCUUUUUUGUUAGGAGUUCAUAUCAACUUUAAAUGAUAACAUGGUGCAUCAGCUAUGUGUAAGGGUACUGAGUCGGGGUGUUCAGAGUAUGGAGUAUAUAGACCGUCUUGUGAUCAUGGAGGAUGGUGAUGAUGAUGACAAUGGUGUGAAUAAUUUUGAGGAAAGUGAGGAGACUUCACCUACGGACAGUGGAUGUUCAAAGCCUGCACUCUGGGAACCAGCACCAGACUGGUGCAAUUGCAGACACUGUUAACUUAUGGCUCGAGAGAUUGAGAACAAAUGCUGUGGACAAAGAAAGUGUGACACAAAGAGUAGACAUUUUAAAAAACUGUGUCUGCAUCCAGAAGUACUCGAACUGUGCUUUAGGAAUGACCGUGAGGAUACCAGUACAUCUUCCUUCGGCAAAGCUGCUAACAGACAAUUUAGCUUGGAAAUGUAUGUUCAUCUAGAAUAAGGUAAUGGCAAGGUUGCCACAACUUCUGUAGUGAUCCAAGUUAGAAGACAAUAUCCUUCACUGACUGGAAUAUAUAUGGGGUUCAGACCACAAUAA
Molecule: messenger RNA, 4547 nt
Organism: Porites lobata
Lineage: Eukaryota; Metazoa; Cnidaria; Anthozoa; Scleractinia; Poritidae
Source: the annotation of a GenBank genome assembly